AUGUUAAUUAGAUGUACUUAAGCUGAUCAUUUAAAUUAAUAAAUAAUAGGAGUUUGCAUUGAUAGUCAAUGCUAAUAUUAAAGGCCUUAUUGUAAUUCAUGUCUGGCAAAUCAUGGUCAGCACUUGAAGAAGUUAACACCAUUAGAAAUCUUAGAUGAGUGGAUUCGUAAAAGAGUCAUUAUUGUCCAGAAUGUUCAAUAGAAGGCUUAGGAGUGCAAAUUAACCCUUGAUAGCCUUCUAAAUAAAUUUAUUAAUUUAUGUAACAUUAAUUUAGCAUAGUUACCUCAAUUAGGACUUUCAUAGAUAGACAACAUAGUUAAAUGUUUAAGUUUAAUUGAAUUAUGGGAGAAAACUUUACUUAACUAAUUCUUAUAAGCAAUUGAAUUAAUUAAAUAGAUAGUUAAAGAAAUUUUGGAAAACUAAAAAAAAUAAAUAAAUUUGAGAUCAACAGAUAAUUUAUAAAUUUUAGAACCUUCAGAGAUUAAAGAAUAGAUUUUUGAAUAAAAAAAGCCACUAAAAAUCUUAAAACAAUUUAAUUUUGAACUGAUGAAUUAAAAUUCUAUCAAAUAAGAAAACUAUUGUUUUGCAAUCGCAAUUAAUAAAGAUAACUCAAUUGUUGUAGCAGGGUGUGGUAAGUAAAUUAAAGUAUUUGAUCUCAAAUAAGGGAAAUUAAAUCAAUCAUAACUCUUAUGUGAUCAUCAAUUUGAUGUAUCAACAUUAAACUUUAUGAAGAAAUCUAAUCAUUUUGUAUCUGGAAGCGUGGAUAAGUCAAUUAUCAUUUGGUAGAUGAAUCAAAAUAAUUUAUGGAUUUGCUAACAAAAAUUGGUUGGACAUACGAGAAGUAUUAGUACUUUAUUAUUGAAUAAUAAUGAAAAUAUUAUAAUUUCAGGAAGUAAUGAUUCAUCUAUUAAAUUUUGGAAUAAAUAAAAUGGAUGGUAGUGUUAAUAAACCAUUUAAGAUCAUACUUCUUAAGUCUAUUCAUUAAAUUUAAAUGAAAAGUAAGAUAAAUUGAUAUCUUGUUCAUAUGAUUCAUAGAUAAUAAUAUAUGAAUAUACCUAUAUUGAUUAGAUAUGGACUAUGAUUUAAAAGAUAAAAGCAGAAUAAUAUGGAUUUCGAUUAAGUUUUAUAAAUGAUAAUUAAUUCGCAUUCUAACCUAGUCAUUAAGAAUAAAUGCAUUUAUAUGAGAUAAAUAGUAAAAAUCAAAAAUUUGAAAAGACUAAGUAAAUUAUUGUGAAAUCUGGUUCAUGUGGUUGUACUAAUCUAUUUCCAUAAUAAUACUUAAAAUCUAAGUGUCUUUUAGUGAAUAAGAAUGGUUAGAAUAUCAACUUAAUAAGGAAGAAAGAAAACGGAGAUUUUAUAACUGAGUUAACUAUUGAAUUUGAUCAAUUCUAGAUUUAUGGUUAAUUAAGUGAUGAUGGUGAAUAUCUAAUCACUUGGGAUGAAAAAUCAAAGGAGAUACAAAUUAGAAAAUGCAAAGAAUUAUGA
Molecule: messenger RNA, 1485 nt
Organism: Paramecium pentaurelia
Lineage: Eukaryota; Ciliophora; Oligohymenophorea; Peniculida; Parameciidae
Source: the annotation of a GenBank genome assembly